AUGAUCAAUGCAAUUAGGAGGGUGAGUAUAUUUUAACUUCCAGAGGAUUAUAAGUCAAAGAGCAAUUACGAAAAUGAAGAGGAUGAAAAAAAACAAAAUGAUAAAAAGAAAUACAUACUUAUUAAUACCUCUCCAGAUAAACCCUUUAAUAAAAAGGCUACUCUAAAAAAGUAGAAUGUUCAAUCAAAAUUAUUUGAUGAUUAAGGAAAACUCAAAUAUGAAAAUUUAAAAUUUGAUAGAGAUGAACUAUUUAGAAAAGUACCAGUAUUUGAAGUGCCAACUAUGAAUUUUAGCCGUCUAGAUCAAGAUGAAGACGAUGAAGAACCUAAUGAUAGCAAAGUCAGACUCAUCACUAAAGGAGACCGAGUAAGUGUUAUUCACAAAGGCUGCUCAUGGGUACAUCUAAAGGAUCUCAUUCUAAAUGCAAACAAUAGUAACAGUCAGGCUUUAGAAUAUCUCAAAGAAUAUCGUGAGGACUAGAACUAUUAGAAUCUCAAGAAACCUAACCUUCCAUUUUACUUCAUUUAGAGGAAAAAUAUGCUGAAGUUGAAGAAGUAUAUCAUGAAGCACAGAGAUGUAUUCCAAAAUAUUACACAGAAAAGCGUUUUAGGUUAUGAUCUGUAGUAGAUAAUUAAGGAUUUCAAUUUAUCAGAGGAGCUGGGAGAUUUUAGGCGAAGCACUAGCUUAAGGAAUUCAAAAGUAAGCCCUCGACGCAAGUUAACUCUCUUUCAUAUCAAGGAUUUGAAGCAUCAUCAUUAAAGAAAUAAUUCUUCAAGUUUCUCCUAAUCUGAAAAUCCUGAUGAAAUUCCAUUGAAUCUUAAAAGCUUUUUGAUAAAGCCAAGUAGCAUAAAUAAUUAAACUUACAGGGACAAACUUAUUAAAGCUAUCGAAAAUAUGGAAAAGUAAACUGAGAUAAGGGAAUCUCAUUUCAAAACAAGUUGCAAGAUUCAAAGUCCAACUCCAUUAAGAGAUAACAGUCAACUUUCAUCUACUAUGAAUAGUAAAAGAUUAAAGAGGAAUUUGAAAUUUAUUCAUGAUUCCCCUCUUUCAUAAUUGAUACAGUUUAGAGAACAAUCUCAGACAAUGAAUAAAAAGAAGGAAAAGUUGGAACAAGACCUCUUAUCAAAUAGUGAAAAUAUGCAAGUCUUAUCAACAAGAAGUGAUGUAAAGACUUAAUUUAAAAGUUAAAUGAGGCCUCCAUUGCUAGAUAACAUGUUAAGGAUCUAGAAUAAUAAUCUAAUGGAUAUGAUUAAGAGUAAAAAUAAUAAACAUAGAAUGCAACCCAACUUGUUUUUACCUCUGGAAAUUAAAAAGUAAGCUUUCAUUAGAAAGCCCUAGUACAUUAUCAAUACAUAUCAUACAUCAAACACAUCUAUGGACUUCAGAUCUCAGGACUUAUCAAAACGCGAUGUUUAGAUAUUCAGUGAUAAGAGUUUUUCUAAUUGGAAUGAAAAUAGUAGUAAGAAUUAAUUAAAGACAAGAAACAUGAUAUUGUCUGAGAAAUCAUAAAAAUUUAGUAAUCAACUUAAGCCUUUAGAUGUAAGUAGGAGUCGUAGUGUCAUUAACAAUACAUUCUUAAACAGAAUAAACACUGAUAGUAACAAGAACCUUUGA
Molecule: messenger RNA, 1614 nt
Organism: Stylonychia lemnae
Lineage: Eukaryota; Ciliophora; Spirotrichea; Sporadotrichida; Oxytrichidae
Source: the annotation of a GenBank genome assembly